AUGGACGCCAACACGACCUUCACUUCCGUUCUGGCGAACGCAAAGUUUGCCAGCGUCUCCAUCCCACCACAGGUGGACAGCGUGAUCGAGGCCGUCUCCAACGCCAGCGUCUGGACCAUCGUCUUCACGGUUCUCGCUCUCCUGGUCGCGUACGAUCAGAUCGGCUAUAUCGUUCGUAAGGGCUCCAUCGUCGGCCCAGCAUGGAAGAUUCCCUUCAUGGGCCCCUUCCUGUCCUCCAUGGACCCCAAGUUCUGGGAGUACCAGGCCAAGUGGGCGAGCGGUCCCCUGAGCUGUGUCUCCGUCUUCCACAAAUUUGUUGUCAUUGCUUCCACCCGUGAUCUAUCGCGCAAGAUCUUCAACUCGCCUUCCUACGUUGCCCCCUGCGUCGUCGAUGUCGCCCCCAAGCUCCUGGGACAUGACAACUGGGUCUUCCUCGACGGCAAGGCCCACGUUGACUUCCGCAAGGGGUUGAACCAGCUCUUCACUCGCCAGGCCCUCGACUCGUACCUUCCUGGUCAGGAGGGCGUGUACCGCGACUACUUCGCCCGCUUCCUCAAGGUCACCAAGGACGCUGGCGGCAAGCCUGUCCCCUUCAUGCCUGAGCUGCGUAACCUCAUGUGCGCCGUCUCUCUGCGCACCUUUGUUGGCUACUACAUUUCCGACGAUGCUGUCGACAAGAUCGCCAACGACUACUACCUCAUCACCGCCGCCCUCGAGCUCGUCAACUUCCCUGUCAUCAUUCCGUACACCCGCACCUGGUACGGAAAGAAGGCUGCCGAUAUGGUCCUGGCCGAGUUCGCCAAGUGCUCCGCCAAGAGCAAGGUUCGCAUGGCUGCCGGCGGCGAAGUCAACUCGCUCAUCGACGGCUGGGUCAAGGCCAUUCAGGAGUCCAAGAAGUACCGCGACGCUGAGGCUGCUGGCCAGGCCGAGGGUCUGACCAAGCCCAUGCCCUACCUUCGUGAAUUCAGCGACGACGAGAUUGCCAAGACCAUCUUCACCUUCCUCUUCGCCUCUCAGGACGCCACCAGCAGUGCCGCGACGUGGCUCUUCCAGAUCAUGGCCCAGCGCCCUGAUAUCCUUGACCGUAUCCGCGAGGAGAACCUGAAGGUCCGCAACGGCGACAUCCACGCCGAGCUUAACCUGGAGCAGCUGGAGUCGCUCAAGUACACCCGUGCCGUCGUCCGUGAGCUUCUUCGCUACCGCCCUCCCGUCAUCAUGGUUCCCUACGUCGCCAAGAAGGCCUUCCCCGUCACUCCCGAGUACACCGUGCCCAAGGGCUCCAUGAUCAUCCCGUCUGUAUGGCCCGCGCUCCGCGACCCCGAGGUGUACGAGAGGCCCGACGAAUUCGACCCCGAGCGCUACUACACGGGCGACGCUGAGGUCAAGGGCUCCAAGAACUUCCUCGUCUUCGGCACAGGUCCCCACUACUGCAUCGGCCAGGUGUACGUGCAGCUGAACCUGGCGCUGAUGAUCGGAAAGGCCGCGCUCCAGCUGGAGUGGACGCAUCACCCCACCCCCCUGUCUGAGGAGAUCAAGGUGUUUGCCACCAUCUUCCCCAAGGAUGAUUGUCCUCUGACGUUCAAGGAGCGCGUUGCGGCGUAA
Verticillium nonalfalfae is the source of this 1602-nucleotide messenger RNA. RefSeq names its product RNA polymerase C-22 sterol desaturase (gene ERG5). Lineage: Eukaryota; Fungi; Ascomycota; Sordariomycetes; Glomerellales; Plectosphaerellaceae. Gene Ontology annotation, molecular function: iron ion binding; oxidoreductase activity, acting on paired donors, with incorporation or reduction of molecular oxygen; monooxygenase activity. The record is from RefSeq and is a predicted model, not a curated record. The transcript has 5 exons. Gene Ontology annotation, biological process: sterol metabolic process. Bases 1 to 1602 code for a protein of 533 amino acids.